GACGCAUUUUCUGAUUGUUUCUGAAAGUCUUCGGUUCAGAGAGUUUACGAUGGAAAAAUAUUCGUCACUAGUGACAUUAAAGUUUCAUAAUUUUAGGCUCAUUCUUCGCUGGAUUAGUUUAGCUUUUUGUCAUAACCAUCAUCCUUACUAAGAAUGGUUUUGUCUUGUUGUGGAGUGCUUAUGGAUUUACGAAGCUUUUGAAGACAUGGUAGAAUCAGUUUCUCAUUUGGUUACAAGUUACUUUUGACAUAAGAGAAUUCCCUAAAAAAAAUCUAAUUCUUACAAUAUUUUGAAAGUGUGAGAUGAAUAGUGUAGUAAGAAUGCUUUGGUUAUUAAUUUUGUUAACAGCAACAAUGUGUGCUCCUGUGACCAAAGAUCCGUACGAUCUCUUGGUUAAAACGGGAACUAACAAUUCCAGAGAUACUGAUGCUGGGGAAGAAAAUAUAGAUAAGCUUGUUGGAAUACUUGAAUAUUUAAUCACAGAAUAUAAGCAAAAAGACGGGCAACUGACACUGAACAAAUUAUAUGACAUUGAUGUUGGUCAACUUUUAGACCUUUUUGAACAUUAUUUGCGUUAUAAAGAGGCUGAGAAAUUAAAAGGUGAGGUCGAUAUGGAUAACGAAACGGUUACUACUGGAGGCCCAGAUUCCAUAGUGGAAAAUGGCUACUUUAAAGCUGAUAUGAAAAAUUUGUUUGAAUAUGUUGAUGCCAAUAUCGAAGAAAUUUUAGAUGAACUUGUCUCUGCUAUUGAAAAAGACACCGACAUAGACGCAGAUAAUACAAACGAACACAGAGGUAGAAACGGUGACACAUCUUCCGAUAUGCUGGAAGCUAAACUACAUGCUGUUGAAGAACUCGUCGACGUUGUGUUCAGUCCCGAAACUCAGUUGGAGCAGUCUGAUAAAAUCCUGAAAAGGGAACCAUCUUCUACAGAUGUACCGAAAGAAGCCCCGCUUGUCGAUGUCGAGCUUGACGUUGGAACAAAGGAUACUCAUAACUCUGACGAGUUCAAUAUGCGACGCAUGUAUGAAAAACGCGGCGCCAUCUGCACUCUUAUUACUGGGUACAGUAAAACGCCUAUUUACGUCAUCUCCACGUGCCGGUUGGGGUUUGUCCGUUCUAACAUCUGGGAGCUUUGCGAGAAUAGAACACCAUUUUCUCCUCGUAUGCACCAGGAGAGCAUUAUUGAUAUCAGGCAAACUCCAGUUCAGGAUCAUGAAGGUUUCGUGUAUAGGAAUGUAUACUGCGCUCAAUGCAAUGACGUCACUAUUGUGCAGGCGUGGACGACAAAAAUUGAUUGCGAACACAUGCAGCCGUUGUCACUGUCUGAUGGAACUGAUCAAGUCACAUUGAUGAAAGAAUUUACUGCCAGUUCAAUGGGAUGCGUGCGCAGGUUAAAUCCCGCAGUUUCCCGGAUGAUACACCAGUGUUCUCAUAUUGACGUCAUCAGUACAAUGCGCUACCACACAACACGAAUCGGUGAUGGAAGCAGAACUGAUAAUUCGCCGUUUCCAUUAUCAUUUUCUAUUCUCAUGAAUUUCGGUUUCGAUGGAAAAACACACAUACUCUUUUCAACGACAGCAAGUCCCCAGAGCGUGUCAGUCACAUGUAAUGUAAAUGAGAAAUACGAUCCUCUGUUUCAAAAAUGUCGUCCUAUUGUUUGCUACGAUGGAUAUCAACUAGUAGGAGGAACAUGUGAGAAGAUUUCUGACGACAAACCUUCUACCGAUCCUGAUGAUUUGUCCAACCUUAAAGAUACAGAUGAACCAUUACAGAUCAUUCUUACAAUUAAAAACAUCACGUAUGGAGAUAUUUAUAUGUUGAGAAUUGCUGGUAUAGAAAGUCUAGUCAUUGAAAACCUUGCAAAUAUGUUUAACAUAAGCAAAGUAAGAAUACAGAAUUUGACUUUAGGUUUGGUCAACUCAACAGAGCUAGCAAAUCGCACUGGGGAUAUAAUCGAAAUUCAUCGUUUCACGACCCCGCUUCCGUCUAAAUUAGUUUCUAAUGUCCAAACGUCAAAACAACUUGGUCAGCCUGAGUGGGGAGUUGAUAUAAGACCGACACAACCAACGGAAGGUUUGGCAACAAAACGGGAGCGUGAUCACACAAGGUCUGAUAAAGUUAUAAAUAGUCCUAUAAUUCAUCCGGAAAACGACGAGGGUUCGUAUGUGGUGUAUGGAUCUAAUAGUCAAGAAGGCAAUGUUGAAAUGCCAGAAAAACAGAAAGGACAAACGAAAAAAGAAAUGCAAUCAGAAUUAAGUAAUAAAAUGAAAAGUCCGGAAGAUUCUAAGCAAAUAAACGGUGGGGAUGAAAUUCACCAUGAUGAUAUGUCAGGUGGGUGGACAGACGUUACUGAAUCUUUAUGGGACAAGAGCCCCGGAAUGUCGGUUCGAAUUUCGUUUGUUCUACAACCGGCACAUAAAAACAGAACUCUUCUUGAAAAAUCUGUCAAAACUGUUGUACAGUCCAUGAGUAAUUUAAUAAACAGCAACACUUUCAGUUUGACAAUAAACGGUACAAACUUUAAAGUACAGGCUGUAGAAAAUACACCUCAUGGAACGUCAAUAGAUGAUUUUUGCAAAAAAGGUGUGCAUCCCAUGUUGGAUGAUGCUGAAUUUGACAUCAGUAACGAAUAUGAUAAUGCAACUGGAGAAAAUGUUACUGUCAUUGUAUUGAAAGAGACAGGUGAACGUUUUUUUCCAGGAGAAUAUGAUUUGACAGUGAACAUUGAAUCGCGUGUGGGUAAUCUAAGUCAGACUGAAAUAUCAAGCUUUGUUUUCGUCUGCAACAUGCCAAAAAUUGCAGAUGAGAAAUGUGGCCGUGUCGUCCUAAGUAAAGAUGAAUACCAUUUGUUUGAAAAUAAAUCGAUAGGAUUCGCAAACCGUACAUACAAUAUGAGCGAAUAUGCAUAUGUUGACGUACAGGCAGGAACAGUUGGAAUCUGCACUCCAUCGGAUUGGGUUGCCGUUGAGAGGAUUUACGCCGCUGGAAAAUGGACACUUGCUUGUGGCGAGGAUCUCGUCAAAGUUGUUAUUGCUGAGAGUUACCUAACUUUCAUUCUCGGAGUUAUCUCCCUUAUUUGUAUGCUAUCUGUGUUGAUAACAUAUGGAUUAUUCGACAAACUAAGAAAUUUGCCAGGUGUGAAUACAAUGAAUCUUACAUUUUCUUUGUUUAUGGGAGAGCUGGUUUUUAUAACUUCUGGUUGGAUUCAGCCCCACCAAGCAUGGCUGUGUUCUGCAGUAGGUAUGUUGCUGCAUUACCUGUUCCUCGCAUCGUUCUUUUGGAUGAAUGUCAUGUCGUUUGAUGUCUUUAGAACCUUUGGCAAUAAGUGUAUCUUAACUCGAAUUCGCAAGAAAAAGAAAUAUCACCCGCGGUAUUUGCUUUACGCAUGGGGCAGUCCGCUUCUUAUAGUUACCUUCUGUGGAGUCCUAGACUUCACAGACCUCAUAGAUGGGGUAGACAUCGGGUAUGGUGGAAAAUCUGUCACUACCACUGGGAUGAGUCAAAACUCAGACCUAACAAAUUCUUCGGAUUCGGAUAUAUCCGGUGAUAGCCAUGUUUACAGCAUAGGAUGUUGGAUUCAGCAACCAGUUGCAUCAAUGGCUGCGUUUGGAGGACCUAUGAUUCUUAUUUUGCUAGGGAAUACAGUCAUGUUUAUACGGACGAUUAUUUGCAUUAGGGCAAGCACACGUGAUGCAAGAUCGAGCGUGCGCACAUCCUCCAUAAAGAAGCACAUGUCCGGAAGAGAUGACGUAAUGUUAUACAUUCGGAUGUCCACGGUUAUGGGCUUCACCUGGAUUUUCGGACUAGCUUCGUCUGUCAUAAGUGCAUUCGCUGGACCAUCUUCUCACGCAAUCUGCAUUAUAUUGCACCUUUUAGGGAUUCUUUUUAUUGUGUUUAACUGUUCUCAAGGAAUUUUCAUUUUCUUUGCCUUCCUCUUCAACAGAAGAAUACUGGCAAUGUACAAGGGGCUUAUUGAAAGAAUGAAGUCCGGCAGACCGAGACCAAUUUCUGUCUCUUCUAGCAGAGCAACUUUGGCGACUAAUGUAAGCCAAACAUCGUUGUCGCACGUAACAUAAACACCUGUAAUGAUUUAAAAUCAUGGAAUAUUCGUGUGCUGUGAAGUAAUAGUGAAUGUGCUUAUCCAUUUUGAUAUUUACUUGAACUGGUUUAAAAUCACGUGUAAACUUUUAAGCGAUUAUGUUCAUCCGUGUUAAAAGUUGCAAUGGUCUCGUAUCAAGUGGGGAGUUAUUGGAACCAGUGUAAAUGGAAUGACAGUUUGUGUCGCAUUGGUUUAGGAUAUGAAUUGGAAAUAUGACUGGUGAUCUUUAUCAGCUCAAAUAUAAAGUUUGUACUAAGAGUGUCAUUAGUUGACAUAUUUAUGUCUAUUUUCUCUUCUUUACCGUAUAUUUUAGCCAUUUUUUGUAUAUUGCAAAGUGGUCCUCUCAAACAGUAUGGCGAAAGAAGAUGGAACAGUAUGGAAUUUCAAGGUUCUUAAUUACUAACUGCAUUAAUGAGACAAAUUGCUAAGGUCUUGAAACAUACUUAAAAUAAUUAUUAGCUUAUCUUCCCUUUUUAUACUUCAUUUUACAUUUUUAUAACAUUGUUACUACUGACCAGAAUUUUAUUAAACUUAACGUGCAAGAGACAUAACUCUCGUUUAAAUAUCUUUCGUUUAUCUCCCCAUUUUUCACUUUUAACUUUGCUGAAAAUGGAACCUGAAUGAAAC
This is a messenger RNA of Mercenaria mercenaria, 4729 nucleotides long. RefSeq lists its product as uncharacterized. The record is from RefSeq and is a predicted model, not a curated record. Gene Ontology annotation, biological process: cell surface receptor signaling pathway; G protein-coupled receptor signaling pathway. Gene Ontology annotation, cellular component: membrane. The coding region runs from base 303 to 4079 and encodes 1258 amino acids. The transcript has 2 exons. Gene Ontology annotation, molecular function: G protein-coupled receptor activity. NCBI's taxonomy places the organism in Eukaryota, Metazoa, Mollusca, Bivalvia, Venerida, Veneridae.